GUCUCAUUGAUACGCCAUUGAAUUGAGUGUCGUAGUGUACUGCUGUGUUGUAGGGUAUACUUAAAUUUUUUACUGCUUAAAACGGGCUACAAAUGCAGGCGGGGUUAGCUUUGAGAAUUUGUAAACCGGGUCGACUUAGGACCAUAAUGUCAUCCAGUGUGCAAUAUAGAACAGCUGCUAGCUUCCAGCACGAUAAAGCUUACGUCAACGGAAAAUGGAUAGAAGCCAAAUCUAAAAAGACAUACGAAGUGCUGAACCCAUCGACUGGAGAAAGUCUGGGAUCUGUGCCAGAUAUGGAUCAGGCAGACGUGAAGGACGCCAUUAAUGUGGCGUACAGAGCCUUUCAGACAUGGAAGAAAACCCUCCCCAAGGAACGUACAGCUAUCCUAAAGAAAUGGUAUGAUCUCUGUCUGGCUAAUAAGAAAGAGCUAGCCAAGCUCCUGACAUUGGAAAAUGGCAAACCUUUAGCAGAGGCCGAGGGGGAGCUGCUGUAUGGCGCUGGGUUUCUAGAGUGGUUUGGUGAGGAAUGUAGACGGACAUACGGGGACAUUGUUCCUUCACCCGUAGCCAGCAAGAGGACACUGGUCAUCAAACAGCCUAUUGGUGUAGCAGGAAUGAUCACACCGUGGAAUUUCCCAAACGCCAUGGUUACGAGAAAGGCUGGGGCGGCCAUAGCUGCUGGAUGUACCGUUGUCUUGAGACCAUCUGAAGACACACCAUACUCCGCCCUGGCCCUCUGUGAGCUGGCCGAGGAAGCAGGUCUUCCACCAGGUGUCCUGAAUGUGGUGACCAGUGGCCGAGGCAAUGCUGGACCCAUUGGCAAAGAACUGUGUGAGAACCCUCUUGUGUCCAAAAUCUCUUUCACUGGAUCAACAGCUGUGGGCAAGAUCCUGCUAGCCCAAUCUGCCAGCACUGUGAAGAAAGUGUCCCUAGAGCUUGGAGGAAACGCCCCCUUCAUCGUCUUUGACUCGGCCGAUGUGGACAAAGCUGUGGUUGGUGCCAUGAGCUCCAAGUUCAGGAACGCUGGACAGACUUGUGUUUGUGCCAACCGUAUUCUGGUCCAAGAAGGCAUCUACGACAGGUUUAUCCAAGCCCUGGGUAAGGCCAUCAAGGCCCAGAUCAGAACAGGCGAUGGCCUAAAUCCUGACACAACGCAAGGCCCACUCAUAAACUCCAGGGCCCUGGAAAAGGUUGACGGCCUCGUGAAAGAUGCUGUUAGUCAGGGUGCAAAGGUUAUUGUUGGGGGCAGCAAGGAUGAGAGGGGAGGCAACUUUUACCAGGCAACUCUUUUAGCCGAUGUCUCCACAGAGAUGAGGGUCGUGAAAGAAGAGAUUUUUGGCCCAGUUGCCGCUGCCAUUAGGUUUAAAACUGAAGAAGAGGCUAUUGAAAUAGCUAAUGCUACAACAGCAGGUCUUGCCAGCUACUUCUUCACAUCAGACAUAGCCCAAGCCUGGAGAGUCUCGGAGCAGCUUCAGUACGGCCUGGUGGGGGUCAACGAGGGCAUCGUCUCAGCCGUGGAGUCAACCUUUGGUGGGUGGAAGGAGUCAGGGCUGGGGACGGAGGGGGGGAAGUACGGACUGUCAGAGUACCUGGAGCUGAAGAAUAUUUGUUAUGGCGGUAUUGUUUAGAUGUGUUAGU
Molecule: messenger RNA, 1638 nt
Organism: Physella acuta
Lineage: Eukaryota; Metazoa; Mollusca; Gastropoda; Physidae
Product: succinate-semialdehyde dehydrogenase, mitochondrial-like
Biological process (GO): GABA catabolic process
Cellular component (GO): mitochondrion
Molecular function (GO): succinate-semialdehyde dehydrogenase (NAD+) activity
Source: RefSeq, a predicted model, not a curated record